Messenger RNA from Eimeria necatrix, 1917 nucleotides. RefSeq names its product ubiquitin carboxyl-terminal hydrolase, putative. The transcript is spliced from 13 exons. Gene Ontology annotation, biological process: endoplasmic reticulum unfolded protein response; retrograde protein transport, ER to cytosol. The coding region runs from base 1 to 1917 and encodes 638 amino acids. Gene Ontology annotation, cellular component: endoplasmic reticulum lumen. Gene Ontology annotation, molecular function: DNA binding. Lineage: Eukaryota; Apicomplexa; Conoidasida; Eucoccidiorida; Eimeriidae. The record is from RefSeq and is a predicted model, not a curated record.
AUGUUUGUGCGCACCAGCAGUAGCAGCUGCUGGAGGAAGACCCUCGACGAGUUGUUUCUCUCAAGCCCACUGCUGAGAGGACACUGGAACAUGCAUCUGCUGCGGAUAUUGCGUGCUUUUUUCCUACUAUGCUUGUUCGAAUCAGCUGCAGCAGAACCGCCGACUGCUGACAACCCCAACAGCGUCAUUCAGAUAGACUUCUCCCGGCGGCUAGCUGAUGUAGAUAUCCCAGAGUGCGCUCGUAACCAGAUUGUAUAUACAACAAUGGCAGACUAUGAAAUUGCAUCUUUACUGCCACAGCGGUCUUCAUCAGGUCUUUACAUGCUAGAUAGGCUGGAACAUUUCCUAUCGGAGACUCCAGAAGCAGACCCCGACAAAGUGCCACUGUCCGGGGAUUCAUCUCAAGAUGCAACCAAAACAAAAUGUGAAAUGCCAACUCUGCUUUCUCAUGAGCUACACGUCGGCAGCCCGGAGCUUCAGAGCUACCUGCGCGCUGCGCGAUUGCGUUGGCUAUUGGACAGAUGUUUUCGUUUUUCGGAUGUCGGCGUUGACGACUGGCGCUAUGAGCUGUGUAUCGGGCGGAAGGUGACCCUAUUCAAAAGCAGCGCGCUUACUGGGAAAACAGUUGGGAAAAAUCUUUUUGAGCUAGGCACAUAUGCUUCUUCAAUGGAUCAGCUGUGGGCGGAUGGCACAAUGACGCAGUGGUACACUGGGGGCACGGAGGGCCGGCAAACGGAAGUCCGAUUUGUGUGCGGCGACACGCAUCCGCGAGUGAAGGGAAUAUCGGGUCCACAGAAUGGAAAGUAUCGCGUGUGGUUGGAGGCCCCCAUGUUCUGUGACUACCGCGAGAAUGCGCGUGAACCUGCCUUAACUGAAUCCCUGAUUCGGAGCCUUGAGGGUUGGUGCUCAACUUUCACCACCGACGGCUGGUGGUCAUACGAAUAUUGCCAUCCAGACAGUUUAGUGGAGUAUCACAAGGAGCCAGACGGUGAAGUCAAAGGUCCAUUGCAUCUUUUGGGAACAUUGCAUGCUUCUGGGGAUGCAGCGGAGCUGAUUUUUAAACGACCAGAUCCGGCAAACCCAACGUUGCGGGGCACGGAUACUCUACCUCCUAGGGCGAAUGGAGCUCCUCGAUUUAAGUUCUUGCCUGUGGAGAUCAUUGACAAACCAAAGCAAUUCUCAAAGAGCCCAACACCAGCGUCUAGCAAAGUCUUGGCGCUCCAGCUUACAAAUGGGACCGUUUGUGAAGGUACAGACAAGCAACGCAGCGCUAGAGUUCUCUUUGAGUGUCCGGUUGAUUUUCCAGUGUUGGCGACGCACCGCAUUGUGCAGAUUGAAGAGACAUCGUUUUGCACGUACGACCUUCUCAUUCACACGCCGCUUGUCUGCCCCCAUCCCAAACUGCUGCCCCCAAGGCCUCUCGAUGCUCAGGCAGUCUUGGGAUAUCCAGUGAGGAGAACCUUUACCUACACGAUAACGCCUGCUAGCUGGAAGAGCCUGGGUGCUGUUGAUAACGCUGAAGAGACUAUGGGACAGAACCCGACAAAAGAAGCAACUACCAAGCAGCCCGUCGAAGCUCACCUGGAGGCUUUGCCCAAAGAAGCUGUAGAAAUGCUCGCGGAGGGGCGCAAUCUAGACUCGUUUGGCUUGGCGAAGUAUAUACGCAAACGGGUGUCAGUGGAAGAACCGAAGUUCAAAGUUGGCGAAAUUGUAAGACACCGCUGGUGGCAGUACACUGCGGUUGUGGUCUCCUGGGACGCUUCUUGCAUGGCAAAUAAUGACUGGUCCAGCAAGGCAGGGCUGGAGGCUGUCUCAAAGGACAUUUCCGAAGUAGGUCAGCGUCUGCCAGUGCAGUGCGGCCCAUAUGAGGAGCUGCGGAGGCGGCACCGGAUUGAAGACGAGGCCUUCCACUUCUGA